AUGACCUAUCUCUGCCCAGCUACGUCAGACACGGCAGCACGUGAUUCGGUUUUUUCUUCGGGCGGUGAGAUGUGCCCUCGCCGGAACGCAACGCGGCAGAAUCAACGGUCACUCGCUUCUGUUGCUGCACCCCAUCAUAGCGAUCUGCUGCUUUUCUCUGCUGAAACCUCCUCUUUCGACUCUGCUUUCUCAUCCUUGAUCAUUAAUUUGAUCUUGAUCCCGGUCCCUGGACACUUCUUCAUGCCGUCAACCUCUCUGCGACUCGAGUUGGUCUACGCAGGAUUCGUCGGACCGAAAGUUUUUACAGUUCACGAACCUGGUGAUACGCGUGGGCUUAAAGCUAAGACACAUUUUACGUCUCAGGAACGCGGUGGUUCUGAGAAUCGUGUUCGGUCGCGAGCAGCUGUGGUCAUUACCAGCGUCGCUCCCGGCGCAUUGUUGAAACGGUACGUCGCUUGA
Penicillium paradoxum is the source of this 459-nucleotide messenger RNA. RefSeq lists its product as uncharacterized. The record is from RefSeq and is a predicted model, not a curated record. Bases 1 to 459 code for a protein of 152 amino acids. The transcript has 2 exons. Lineage: Eukaryota; Fungi; Ascomycota; Eurotiomycetes; Eurotiales; Aspergillaceae.